Messenger RNA from Tigriopus californicus, 2036 nucleotides. RefSeq lists its product as uncharacterized. The record is from RefSeq and is a predicted model, not a curated record. The transcript has 2 exons. Lineage: Eukaryota; Metazoa; Arthropoda; Copepoda; Harpacticoida; Harpacticidae. The coding region runs from base 17 to 2005 and encodes 662 amino acids. Gene Ontology annotation, molecular function: GTP binding.
GGAAUCUGUUCAGGGCAUGCCUAGCUUUCACGCAAUAGAAUAUUACGAAGAGGUUAUUGGACAUUGGUCCAGGUACUCUAGGAAGUUCCCGACCUCUAAACCUCACCCUGUCAUGGCCCUCGACCAUGCAUCAAUUGACUAUGUUCCACGGCGAAUCGAAUUGGUGGACACGUUCAAGCCUCACAUUCAAACAGCUGAGUUGGUCCGGGUCAAUGCCCACGGCAAAGACUACUUGCGGCUCAGGUUGACGGGUCGUCAUUUGUUUGAGUUCAUCAUUGAAAAGUGCACAUUCAACUUCGGAUAUCCGUUUGCCACGAAUCCUGACAAGUUCACUUGCAAGAAAGUAUACCAAACUGACGGAAUAGAGACUCUGAUCAUUGAAGAGGAAUUCAAUGAAGACCUAAAAAUUUCCGACCUUGGUACAGUUAUCAGAUUGGUGUCCAAGUUUGGCGAAUGCGAAUAUUUGUUAGGAAUUUCAAACAUUCGAAACGUGAAGAUCCCCACCAUGAACGAAACACUCUCCAAUCACGAAUCUUCGGCAAUCUUGGUCAAAAGAGCUAUUCAAAGAGGUAUGGCAGUGGCUCAUCUGACUCGCAUUCACAGACCCGGAAAGCGCUCUUGGAAACCAAUCAACGAGAAGAUCAUCAAGGAAGUCAUGUGUCUGGGGAUGAUUGCCUUGAGUCCAUCUGAUAAUGAAGUGCUAAACAACGUAUUUCAUGACACCAGCAGUCGCAAUCAGUUCAUCUUGAGCAAUGAACAAGAAUUCAAUAAGAUUCAAGGCAUCUGCAACGAGAUUCAGGCAUUCCUGAGAAGUCCACUAGAAUUAACGGCCGAAAAAACUGUGCUCCAGAAAAUCGGAAUUGGCGUGGCUGCUCUGUUAGGAGGUGUGGCGUUAGCUUAUGCGGCGGGUCCCGGUAUGGUGAUCAUUGGGAUGAUGGAGGCCACUUCCAUGUCUGCGGCCGGACUGGCCGGUUCUUUUGGAUUUUUUAGCACUGGUUUCAUGACAAACUAUUUCUUUACCAGUAGCCCCGUGGACCAAAACUACGAGAUCGUUUUGUCCUGGUUGACCUUGGAGUUGAUGGAAAAGUGUCAAAAUCAAGCGAAUGGAACUAGAGAUCCGCAGGCACUACAAACGCUUCAAGAAGUAUCCGAUUUGAGGGAAGAUGGCAGUUUAUUUAAUCUCGAAAAAGCCCUGCUUUUAAUGUACAAACCUGAAAUUGGCAUCGGCAAUUUCGUUGGCUGUGACAUUGGCAAUUGUACCAUUGAUUCGCAAAACCUGGUGAUCAAACGGAUUGAAUGCAUUCGAGCCAUUCAUGCGAUUCGAAGCCUCAUGGCCGAGCAAUGCUACAUUGGAAUAGUGGGUAUGCAAGACGCGGGGAAAACUACCCUCAUCAACAAAAUUUGGGGAGUGGGAGAACGAACUGGAAAUUUCAGGCACACAAUGGUCCCGGUGAUCUACGAAGUCCACAAGAAGGUCUCGGUGGUCGAUUUCCCUGGGAGUACUAGCUUGGAUUACCAUGCCAAGACCUUCUCGAUUUGCGGUGCCAUGAACAACCUGAUUUUGGUGAUCGUUCCGUACACGGGUGAUAUCAAUCAAGGAAUUGCCCGAGAAAUCAGUCAAGUAUUCUCGAUAAUGGCUGGAAGUGAGUCUUCCCAAGUUUUGUUAUGCAUCAACAAAUCCGGAUUUGAAUUACCUAGGGCACUCAAGGAAGAAAUGAACGAACUCGAAAAUCCUUUGCUUACUUUGAAAAAUCGAUUUGCUUCCACGUUAAACCAAUACUUCGUGGGUCUUGAGAGUAACUUCAAGGUCUCUGAAGAAAACAUCCUAUUCACUGAUUGGAUGGUGGGUGACACUCCAGAGAUGAAGGAAUUAGGCAUUGUUGGAGUGGAUGGAAUCAAGAACGAGAUCGGAAAGUACCUGAUUCGGCGGAACAUUUUUCAUGAAGAUCACAACAACGACCUUGAGACUUGCUUUUCUAAAAAUGAAUUCCGAAACACACAAUGAUUAAAGUCUCAAUACACAUAUGCUAUACAAA